AUGGUGAAAGAAACAAAGCUCUACGACGACCUCGGGGUGUCUUCUGGCGCCAGCGAGGCGGACAUCAAAAAGGCGUACCGAAAGGCUGCUCUCAAGUACCAUCCUGACAAGCCCGGAGGAAAUGAGGAGAAGUUCAAGCAGAUUUCCGAGGCGUACGACAUUCUGUCAGACAAGGAGAAGCGAGAGCUCUACGACCAGUAUGGUUUAGAGGCUGCUCGAAAAGGAGGAGUUCCCAUGCCCGAACCCGGCCAAGGAGGCGGGUUUCCGGGCGGAGGCGGGUUUCCCGGCGGCGCCGGAGGUUUCCCCGGAGGUGGCUUCUCUAGUGGAGGAGGCGGUGGUGGCCCUCAGACUUUCCACUUCUCUUCUGGUGGCGGUGGUCCGGGUGGCUUCGGUGGUUUCUCGUCUGGCGACGCCUUCAACAUCUUCAACUCAUUCGGACAGCAGGGCGGAUUCGACGACGAGGGAGACGACUACGGAGGAUUCGCCAACCUCUUUGGCGGACGUGCUGGCCGCCGUGCAGGAGGCAUGGGUGGCGGCAUGGGCGGUAUGGGAGGCAUGCCGCGCCAGAGGGCCCGAUCGCCCGAGCGAACACAGGUGACAGUCAAGAUGCCCGUGUCUUUGGAGGACCUGUGCACCGGUGCCACCAAGAAAAUGAAGAUCACCCGAAAGGGCCCCAGUGGCCAGCCCGAAGAGAAGGUGCUGACCGUCAACAUCAAGCCCGGCUGGAAGGCAGGCACCAAGCUCACCUUUGCUGGCGAGGGAGACUCUCAGCCCAACGGUGGCCAGCAGGAUGUGGUGUUUGUCAUUGAGCAGAAGCCCAACCCCGUGUUUACUCGAGACGGUGAUGAUCUCAAAAUGUCCAUCAAGCUGUCUCUCAAGGAGGCUCUGUGUGGAUUCACCAAGAUCAUUGAGACCCUGGAGGGCAAGAAGCUCAAGAUUGAGCAGCGUCUGCCCAUCAACCCCGGCCACAUUAUCACCUACCCCAACUAUGGUAUGCCCAUUUCCAAGAAGCCUGGUGAGCGUGGUCAGUUGAUCAUCACCAUCAAGGUGGACUUCCCCAGCUCGUUGACCGACGCCCAGCGAAAGGCCAUUGAGGACAACUUUUAA
Yarrowia lipolytica CLIB122 is the source of this 1107-nucleotide messenger RNA. RefSeq lists its product as uncharacterized. Lineage: Eukaryota; Fungi; Ascomycota; Dipodascomycetes; Dipodascales. Gene Ontology annotation, biological process: translational initiation. Gene Ontology annotation, cellular component: cytosol. Gene Ontology annotation, molecular function: protein-folding chaperone binding. The record is from RefSeq and is a predicted model, not a curated record.